AUGUUCAACUUCAAUACCGCCCUAGCUGUUGCAUCUCUCACUGCGCUCACCGGAGCAGCUCCCAACUAUGUACCCGCCAAUAAUACCGAAAUCCCUACCAUUUUCAAGCCAGCAACGCUCAUUCCGUUUCUCCACAUGGAACAAUUGACGAGCUUUCCCACCAAUGUUACUACCAUCGAAGGCAUCACAGCACGUUAUCCUAACCUCGGUGGUACCGUUUCCGGCGCUUUGGAAGGCAGCAUCGUAGAUAUUGGCUCGGCUUAUGAACUUCUUCCAACUGCCGGCGAAGGGGUGUACAGCUUUUACACAAACACCUUCACGAUCAACACGACUGAUGCGCUCCUGCACAUGGACGCCCGCGCCACUAUCCAAUACGGAAACAACGCUUUGCACGGCUUUGGAACCGUCACUUUUUCGACGGAUAGCCCAAAGUACCUGUCCUUGAACUGGGGCAGCUAUGUCGCAGAGUUCGAAGCCAACUUCAACUCUGGGACAGGAAGCAUUGAUGUCUUUGAGCUCAAGUACACUGGAAAGAAGGAUGGAACCGAAACACCAGCUUUGGUCAAGCCAGAGGAGGCCUAG
Periconia digitata is the source of this 582-nucleotide messenger RNA. The record is from the annotation of a GenBank genome assembly. Lineage: Eukaryota; Fungi; Ascomycota; Dothideomycetes; Pleosporales; Periconiaceae.